AUGGAGAGGAAUGAUCCCGGUGGGAGCGAGGGCAACUACAAGGCGCCACCGAACAACCCCAUGGACAGCGAACCCUCAGCCCCGAAACCCCCCUCAGCCCCGGGACCUCCCUCAGCACCGCGACCCCUCAGCCGAGAGACCCCUCAGCCCCGAGACCCGCUCAGCCCCGAGACCCGCUCAGCCCCGCGACCCAUCGGCCCCGCGACCCCUCAGCCCCGCGACCCAUCAGCAACCCCCGAUUCGCCUCGGCCCCGCGACCCCCUCAGCCCCGCGACCCCCUCGGCCCCGAGUCGCCUCGGCCCCGCGACCCCCUCAGCCCCGCGACCCCCUCGGCCCCGAGUCGCCUCGGCCCCGCGACCCCCUCAGCCCCGCGACCCCCUCGGCCCCGAGUCGCCUCGGCCCCGCGACCCCCUCGGCCCCGAGUCGCCUCGACCCCGCGACCCCCUCAGCCCCGCGACCCCGCGACCCCCUCAGCCCCGCAGCCCCGCAACCCCUCAGCCCCGCGACCCCUCAGCCCCGAGUCUCCUCAGCCCCGCGACCCGCUCAGCCCCGCAGCCCCGCGACCCCUCAGCCCCGCGACCCCGCAGCCCCGCGACCCCUCAGCCCCGAGUCUCCUCAGCCCCGCGACCCGCUCAGCCCCGCGACCCCCUCAGCCCCGAGUCUCCUCAGCCCCGCGACCCCCUCAGCCCCGAGACCCCCUCAGCCCCGCGACCCCUCGGCCCUGCGAUCCCCUCGGCCGCGCGACCUCCCCCUGCCCCCACCCCGGAGCCGCACCCGGGCCGCCGCUGCCCCUCAGGACUCGCCUCUCAGCUCAAAGCCCGCCGCGGCCACCGCACGCGCACAGCCUCACGGGAGCGCCAGCCCGCGCAUGCGCAGAUGCCGAAACGGGCCUCGCAGAAACCUGCGCACGCGCGGGGCCAAAGGAGGCGGGGCCGGGAGGCACUGGUUUGUGGGCGCGGUUGUGACGUCACCGCAGGGCGCCGGCUUAUUGGCGAUUCCGGGUGGGACGGGCCGUGGGCGGGGCUUCCUCGAGGCUGGCCCUGCACCCCGCGCGGCGCGGUGUGUCGCGGGUUCGAGACCCGGGGCCCCGACAGCAACUCCAGCCCGGCGGGCACAGUCGGCAGCGGGCAGCAGGCCACAGGCCUGAGCAACCUGGACCCUCACGCUCUGCAGCUGACCGCAGGAGGCUUGCCCCACAAAGUCCUCUGCUAUGACGCUGGAAGUGAGAGUCAUUCAGAUCAUUGA
This is a messenger RNA of Erinaceus europaeus (western European hedgehog), 1245 nucleotides long. RefSeq lists its product as uncharacterized. The record is from RefSeq and is a predicted model, not a curated record. The transcript has 4 exons. Lineage: Eukaryota; Metazoa; Chordata; Mammalia; Eulipotyphla; Erinaceidae. Bases 1 to 1245 code for a protein of 414 amino acids.